AUGGGUACCCUAAUAUUCAAUAACUCGAUUAUGAUUAACCCAUUAUUUACGAAAACUAGCAAGGUUAAAAUUGGAGAAAUUGGUAUCCCGUACCUUAAAUUUCAAUAUAACUGCUUUCAGCAAUGUCAAGCUCGAAUUGCCGCAAUUCCAACAUUGUUUUCUUACUCCAGUCCACAGAGCGACGGCAGUGAAGAUCCACAGAAUUCUCUUCAAGACCUUAGGGUUCCGAACCAUUGGUGUGACCCCUCCAAAGCGUCAGAGGAAUCUGAAUGGCUAAGAGUGACUUUGCACAAAUGGUUAGACGAUGAGUAUUGCCCAGAGCCAACUAAUGUUGAGAUAAGCAACAUUGCUGCCACCUCGUACUACAAAUCACUGGUCGAAAAACAAACCGAUCUGGGAGAGAUUUUGUUAAAAAUGGCAGUAGAAUUGGAAUCUAUAUCCUAUCAAGAGAGCUUCCAUGGAGCAUUUUCCUCGGCAAAUGCAGCAGUGAAUCUUAUUAUUCAGCGGAUAGCGCUGGAGUAG
Fraxinus pennsylvanica is the source of this 522-nucleotide messenger RNA. The record is from the annotation of a GenBank genome assembly. Lineage: Eukaryota; Viridiplantae; Streptophyta; Magnoliopsida; Lamiales; Oleaceae.